ACUCCGUUCAGUUACUAUGUUUUCUUGUCAGUGUCAUAGCAGUCAUUGAAUUUUAUUCUUACUAUCAGCUCGUAUACAAUAAUGCACAGCAUCUCUUCGAUUUUCUGUUCAAGAACAAUUUACAAACAAGGCUUAACAGCUGUUACGUUCCAGAGACGACAUUUUGCUCAAUCUAUCGUUGCAAAAGGCCAUGACAAUCCUCUGGGUCUGCCUAAGCUCACUGGUUCACCUCCACACAGUCCGCGCGGCCCAGCACCUCAGAUUCCACGCAGAGGCCAACCAAUUCCUAAGAGACCCAUCCCCAACGUUAAAAAAGUAAUAGCUGUGGCUAGUGGGAAAGGUGGGGUUGGAAAGAGCACGGUUGCUGUCAAUCUAGCAUUCGCUCUCGCCCUUCUCCGUUCUCCUUCCAAUCUUAAUACUGUGCGGCCCCGCAUUGGUAUUCUUGACCUGGAUAUAUUUGGGCCUUCCGUACCUACGCUUAUGGGUCUCCAGAAUAGUGAAGAGCCGGAACUGACCGACUCUGCAAAAAUUAGACCGAUAGUCAAUCAUGGACUUCCAACCAUGUCCAUGGGUUAUCUUCUCCCAAAAUUAGGGAACGCGGACGGAAACACGGAUACAGCAGUCGUAUGGCGCGGGUUAAUGGUGCAAAAAGCAGUACAACAACUUUUGUUCGAUGUUGACUGGAGGUCUGGGGAUGGUGGGCAAAGUGCGGGGGCUGGGUUAGACGUUUUGGUUGUUGAUAUGCCUCCUGGCACGGGCGAUGUUCCCCUCACAUUGGGUCAGCUUGUCAAUGUGGAUGGUGCCGUUAUCGUCUCCACGCCGCAAGACGUUGCGUUGAGCGAUGUUAGGAAGGGAAUUGUUAUGUUUCGAAAAGUCGGCGUACCUAUAACGGGCCUUUUACUCAACCAAUCUCACUUUUUAUGUCCCUCCUGCUCGACCCCCCAUUACCUCUUUGGAUCCCCCGAUUCCUUCCGCGCGACUGCGAAAAGGUUGGAGGUAGAUAUCCUGGGUGAACUACCGCUUGUUAGGGGGGUCAGCACAGGUGGCGACAGUGGAAUCCCUUACUCGUUAGUGUCUAGUCGAAAAGCCGAGAGUGAGGAUGCAGAGGGAGGAGAAGAAUGGAGGAGAGUCAUGGAUGAUACUGCUGCUAGGGUAUGGGGAGAACUGUUCAAAGUGUGAAGUUUUAGUCUGCGACAGUAAUGUCUACCCUUAUAUGCUACUAUUAGUAUGUUGACAUCCAUUUUAAUUCUUGUUUCUGGAACAUU
Molecule: messenger RNA, 1265 nt
Organism: Serpula lacrymans var. lacrymans S7.9
Lineage: Eukaryota; Fungi; Basidiomycota; Agaricomycetes; Boletales; Serpulaceae
Exons: 6
Coding region: 82-1179 (365 amino acids)
Biological process (GO): mitochondrial respiratory chain complex I assembly; iron-sulfur cluster assembly
Cellular component (GO): mitochondrion
Molecular function (GO): ATP binding; 4 iron, 4 sulfur cluster binding; ATP-dependent FeS chaperone activity
Source: RefSeq, a predicted model, not a curated record